AACAGCGAACUUUAUUGUUUAUGAAUUGUGAACUCAAUCUAUGGUAAACUUACGUUAGCAGUUUUCGUCUGAAUUAUUCACUAUUUACUAUAAACUAUUUUCAUAAUUGUGAUAAUCAAAGAAAUAUAUAAAAUAAAUAUAAAAAUGAUAAAAGAUUUCAUAAUUCCUUUAAACAAGGAUGAACUUUUAACAUCACAUGCUGGACAGUAUUCUGUAGAAAAAAUUAUUCCACCGGGAAUGGUAUCAAAAGCUUUAGAUGCUUCUAGAAUUACUUUGCAAGCAGAUGGAGCAAGUUUUAUUUUAACUUGUUUUGAUACAUUUUUUGCUGUUUUGGUCCAUGGCAAUAAAAUAGAAUUACAAUUUGCUUUUACUUCUUUUAGAAGAAUUUUUAAAGGGAUACAAAUAUUGGUAACAGAUUUGGAAAAGAUUUUUGAUCAAGGGAAAGAAAUAGAAGAAGAAGAAAGACCGAAACUCUUAUGUGUCAAUAAAAUGUUGGCUUAUUUAGUUUCACAAUUCAUUUGUCAUAUAAAUGAACAAAUAAGUAAAAAUUCAAGUAACAUACAAAAUUCUCGUAAAAAGAAUGCAAAAACUGAUGAAGAAGAUAAGUGGGACGAUGAACGACAGAAAGUAUUAGAGCUUAUAUAUCGAUGGCUACAAUUGCCAUUACAAAAAAUUUGGAAACCUUCAAUUGUUGAAGAUUCAUUUGUAACAGUAUUAUCACAAAUAUGUUAUAAUGUAUUAGAACACUGCAGGGAUAUCAAACAGAAACAUACAAGACAAACAAUUUUUGAGAUUUUGGGAACUCUUAUUAAAAAGUACAACCAUGGUAUAAUUUGUAUUGUAAGAAUUGUUCAGCUAGUAAAAUUGUUUGACACAUUGCCGGCUUAUAUGGCCACUGGUGUUGUAUACAUGGAUGUUGAAUGUGGAUGUAAUGGUCUUUUAAAACAAAUAAUAAAAGAACUUGAUCAAACUGAACCAGCAGAAGCAGAAAGUCGCAAUAUAUCUGCGUUUUUGGAAAAUAUAGCUACUUUGAAACCUGAUAUUGUGUUACCAAUCAUGAAUAAUAUAUUGGAAUAUCUUACAAAUGAAUAUUAUAUUAUGAGAAAUUGUGCCAUUGGAAUCAUAGGCACAAUAGUCCCAACAAUGUUGACAAAUGAAGAUCUUACUCCAGAACAAAAAGAACAACGAGAUGAAUGUCUUAAUAGCUUAUUUGACCAUAUAUUGGAUUGCAAUGCAUAUGUAAGAUCUAAAGUACUGCAUGUUUGGCAAAAUUUAAGUUGUGAAGGAGCCAUACCUUUAGCAAUGCAAGGGAAACUAUUGAAUGGUUGUAUAUCACGAUUGCAAGAUAAAAGUGCAAAUGUUCGAAAACAGGCAUUACAAUUAUUAAGAACAUUACUUCAAAGUAAUCCCUUUGCUGCUAAGUUAGAGGAGAUAGAAUUUUCUAAAUCAGUGGAGAGAGAAAAAAUAAAAUUAAAAGAAUUACAGACACUAUUUGCCUGUAAUAGUGAACCUGGAGAUAUUGAAAGAUUAGAACUCUGGAAUACUUUACUUCCAGAUAUAAAAGAAGCUAUUAAAGAAAUUAUAGAAAGCGAUGAUGAAAAUAGGGAGAAUGAUAAAGAAAAAACAGAUGAUGAUGUUGAUCCAAGCUUAGCAUUUGAAAAAAUAAGACAGUUAAUAUUAAAUGGAAAAGUUUUUGAUGCUGUCUCAUAUUUAUGGACAAUCUGUACAAAAUUGAAAGAUACUCCUAAAAUAGAAAACCUUUCUUCUGAGGCAAAAAAAGAAUGUUUAUUUACUUUUUUAUUAAAAAUUUUUAUGGAAUCAGAAGAUAGAGUAACUAAAGAAAACGUAUCACAAGAAAAGAAAAAGCAAAAAGAAGAAAUUAAAGCACAAAAACGACUUAUAAAUUAUUUAGAGAAUUCUUUAGAAUUUGCAACAAAAUUAAAAAAUGCUAUACCUUUAGUGGAAGCAUUACUUUUUUCUACAACAUCUAGUGAUGCUGUUGAAGCAUGUACUUUACUUGGCAUAGCAUGUCAAUUCGGUGUAACAGGAGCAACAGCUUCAGUGAAUAAAGCAUUGUUUCAAGUACUACAUAAUGAUCAAUCAGUACGCCGCAAUUUAGCUAUGGUGUAUAAGCAAAUAUAUCUUGAUAACACUGAGCCCCAAAAAUCAGCUAGACAAAGAGCUAUUACUUGUGUAAAGUCGUUAAUUAAUUUGGUGAAAAAACUUCAACCUGGGCAAAGUUCAUCAUUGGAAGAAUUAAUUAGAUUAUGGUAUAGUAAUAAAGAAAUAAGUGAAGAAACAUUACAGGUAUUAUGGGAAAUAUUUUCAAUGAAAUUACCUGAUACAACACCAAUAGAGAGUAGAGCUGCUUUAAUAUUAAUAAUGAUGAUAGGUCAGACUGAGAGUGGAGUAAUAGUUGAAAAUUUGGAUGUAUUAGUGAAAAUUGGAUUAGGACCACGGGCAAAAAAUGAUCUUCUUUUGGCUCGAGAUAUCUGUAGAACUUUACAGAAAAUUAAGCAAGAGAAUCAGAAUAUUGAAGCUGCCCCUAUUAGGUAUCCAAAUAAUCACAAUAUGUUCAAAGAAAUUAUUAUACUUUUAAAAGAUAAUUUUUGUAAUUUGAAAGAAAAUGGCUAUAUUUCAUUUGCUACUGAUGCGAUUAAUGUAAUAUAUAAGUUAGCUAACCAACCUCAACAUUUAAUAAAGAAUUUUUUAUUGGAUACUUACAAAAUUGAGCAGUUUACUGCUGAAAAUGAUAAAUCAAUAGUUAUAUCUUCCAUUGUAUUAUCAAAAUUAUUACAUAUAGUUGGACAUGUUGCUAUAAGAGAAAUGGUCCACUUGGAUACAGAAAUAUACAAGGAAUUAAAACGAAGAAAUAAUAUACGAGAUCUAAAAAAGAAUAAGAAUUUAAAUAAAGACAAUUCAAAACAAAAUGUAACUAUAACUAGUAGUAAUAGGAGUGUACGUAAUAAAGAGAAUUUACAAGAGGAUAAUGGAGAAGAUGCUUUAGAAGGUGCAGCAGAUGAUACUGAUGCUGAAUUUAUAAAUACUGCAUUAGAAUCUGAAAUAGUAACUGGUAAUGGAUUACUUACAAAAUUUGUGCCCAUUGUAUUAGAUGUAUGUCAACAUCCUGAGAAAUAUGGUAAUGAAAAUUUACAAGCUGCAGGUACACUAGCUUUGUGUAAAAUGAUGACAGUAAGUUCUGUAUUUUGUGAAACAUAUCUUCAAUUAUUGGUUACGAUAUUGGAACGUUCACCUUAUCCAGGAAUCAGAGCUAAUGUUCUUAUUGGUCUAAGUGAUCUUACAACUAGAUUUCCUAAUCAAGUAGAACCAUGGACAAAACACAUAUAUGGGAGACUUCGAGAUGAAAAUAAACACGUACGAAGUACUUGUGUUCGGGUACUAUCUAAUCUCAUAAUGAGAGAGAUGGUGCGCGUUAAGGGUCAGGUAUCAGAAUUAGCUCUUUGUAUUAUAGAUGAAGAUAUUCAAAUUCAACAAGAUACUAAACAUUUUUUCAAAGAACUUUCACAAAGGGGUUAUGCUCUUUAUAAUGUGAUUCCUGAUAUAUUAUCACGAUUAUCUGAUCCGCAAAUAAAUCUUAAUGAAAGCCAUUUUCAAGAAAUUUUUGGUUUUAUUCUGAAUUUGGUACAGCAUAAAAAACAAAUUGAUACAAUAAUCGAAAAAAUUUGUGCGAGAUUUAAACUUGCUACUACAGAAAGACAAUGGUGUGAUCUUUCUUAUUGCCUUUCAAUUUUACCGUUUAGUGUAAAAAGUAUAAGACGUUUGAUUGAAAGUUUACCUCUUUUAAAAGACAAGAUACAUCAUAAACAAGUAUUAAAAACACUUCAAGGUAUAAUAGAACAAACAAAGAAAAAAUCUGAUACCAAAUCUGUAUGUUUGGAAUUAGAAGAAAAAAUAAAAGAGUUAUUAGAAGGGUCUGAGAACACUGAAACAAAUGAUAAUAUUUUGAUGCCACCACCGAAAACGUUAUUACAACAAAAGUCUCGUAUGGGAAGACAAAAGGAUAGCGAAGAAGACGAAAAUUAUUCUGAUACUGAUAUAGAUUCACAACCUAUAACAAAAAAAAAUCUCACUCCAAGCCAUACUAGAAAGAAAAUUCGUGUCUCCAAAGAUAACUCCGAUUCCAGUUCAGAAUCAGAUAAUGAAGACCGUGAACAAAAAGUUACAUCGAAUAGAAGUAGUACGAGAUUAAGAAGCUAUCGAAAAGUUAUGAACUCAACUCCAACUACACAGUCUCCAUUACCAAAGAGAAAUAAAUCCAGUAAAACAGUAAAAAUGUCAAACAAAACACCAGUAAGAACACCUAGACAAAUGACAGAACGAGUUUCAACCCGAUCGUCACGAUUACAAAAAUAAUAAUAAUAAUACAUAAAAAAUAUUAUCAUAAAGAUAAAAGAUUAAAGAAUAAAUAUUAUCAUAAAGAUAAAACAUUAAAGAAUAAAUAUUAU
Vespa mandarinia (Asian giant hornet) is the source of this 4466-nucleotide messenger RNA. RefSeq names its product CAP-D2 condensin subunit (gene Cap-D2). Gene Ontology annotation, molecular function: histone binding. NCBI's taxonomy places the organism in Eukaryota, Metazoa, Arthropoda, Insecta, Hymenoptera, Vespidae. The record is from RefSeq and is a predicted model, not a curated record. Gene Ontology annotation, cellular component: nucleus; condensed chromosome, centromeric region; condensin complex. Gene Ontology annotation, biological process: meiotic chromosome condensation; mitotic cell cycle; mitotic chromosome condensation.